GUAACCAAUCAUAACUCGGCUUAGUGAAACAUCAUCUCUGUGACGUCAUUCCUUGGAUGGGAACGUUCGCGCAUGCGUACUAUUCGACUUAGCAACAGGCCAAAAUACAAGUUUGUCGUGAGACUCGAAGAAUUCCAGCAAAAUGUCUGAAGUUGAGGAGAUGUUGAAGCGGAUCCAGGGCCACAAGGGCGUCAUUGGGAUCAUCGUCGUCAACUCUGAAGGUAUCCCCAUCAGGACGACACUGGAUAACUCCACCACUGUGCAGUACGCAGGUCUGAUACACAACCUGUCCAACAAGGCACGCAGCGUGGUACGGGACAUCGACCCACAGAACGACCUGACAUUCCUCCGCAUCCGCUCCAAGAAACACGAGAUCAUGGUCGCACCAGACAAGGAGUAUAUACUGAUUUGUAUCCAGAACCCCAGCGACAAUUAGACACCUCCACUGUUCACAGCCCAACUUUAUAUAGCAAGUGCACUACUGCUCUAGUGGGAAGACCAUCAGCUACAACAAUGAUUUCUAGAUCAAAUUGUUUAUCUGAAAUGGUUGCAAAUUAGUGUAAAUAUUGGUUGAGUUGGAGAGUUAUGUUUAGACCCAGACGCUGUUUUUUGGUGGUAGUGACACGGCAUACUUUAUAUAGGUUAAGUGUUUAUUUUAGGUCUUGUAUUGUUAGGUAUUUGAAUGGGAUAUCCCUUCUGAAAGUUCUCUUUGUACAGCAUUCCCAAAUUGUCGUGCACCAUUGCUGGCACUCCUUUGAUUAUUUUUCUAAGCUCCACAAUGAGCUUACUUUUGACAAUUGGAAUAGAACAUGCUAGUAGUUGUAAGGUCGGCAUGCAUGCAAAAUACCAUGAAUGACAUCAACAUGGAUUGAGACGAGAUCUAUGAAGCACUGUACCAAGGUUAGAAUCCUGUACAAGAUGCCAUAUUAAAACCAAUUAUAUAUAACUGCACACAUAGAAGAACUUGGGAGCAUUUGAUGUAACAGACUUAGCAUGUGCCACAUGACUGAACAACUGGUUUAUCACAGCUAAGGGGCAUUAUACCAAUUGUUAAUAAAAAUCUCUCUUU
This is a messenger RNA of Branchiostoma floridae (Florida lancelet), 1069 nucleotides long. RefSeq names its product dynein light chain roadblock-type 2-like. Gene Ontology annotation, biological process: microtubule-based movement. The coding region runs from base 143 to 436 and encodes 97 amino acids. The transcript has 4 exons. Gene Ontology annotation, molecular function: dynein intermediate chain binding. Gene Ontology annotation, cellular component: centrosome; cytoplasm; cytoplasmic dynein complex. The record is from RefSeq and is a predicted model, not a curated record. NCBI's taxonomy places the organism in Eukaryota, Metazoa, Chordata, Leptocardii, Amphioxiformes, Branchiostomatidae.